GCCCUGUCACAGAAACCGCACUUAAACGUAUCUCUCUCUACCCUUGAGGAGUUUUGGCUAUCUAUACUCUAUAUACGAGCCAAGGCAGAAGCUGUAAGAGAGAGAAAGAAAGACUUUUCAGUCAAGAAGAGACCUUCUCUAUCAUAUAUGCUGUGAGUAGGAGUACUGUGCAUGCACAAUACAAAAGCUUAUGUAGAGAUCAAAAUAUAUGAUGUUUUAUUCCAUUUUGUGUUUUUGGAAUAGCUGAGAUCAUGCAGAAUUGGUUUUGAUGCUGAUAAGGAGUAAUAUUGGAAACUUGUCGGUGGCCUGAGAAACGAUGCCAAGCAAGCUAUGGUUUGCACCACUAAUGAUUUAUCAGCAUGGAAGGAUUUUCCAAAGGGCCUCAGAGUCCUUCUCCUUGAUGAGGACAGCAUGUCUGCUGCCGAGAUAAAAUCGAAACUGGAAGCAAUGGACUAUAUUGUUUAUACAUUCUGCAAUGAGACUGAAGCGCUCUCUGCAAUUUCAAAUGAACCUGGAAGCUUCCAUGUUGCUAUAGUGGAGGUGAGCAUGAGCAAUAGCAGCAGGAGUUUCAAGUUUCUAGAAACUUCGAAGGACUUGCCAACCAUUAUGACUUCAAGCAUUGAUUGCCUGAACACCAUGAUGAAGUGCAUAGCGCUUGGUGCAGUUGAAUUCCUUCGGAAACCACUCUCUGAAGAUAAACUGAGGAAUAUAUGGCAGCACGUCGUUCAUAAGGCAUUUAAUGCAGGGGGGAGUGUUCAGUCCAAAUCACUGAAGCCUGUCAAAGAUUCUGUAGUUUCCAUGCUGGAGCUCAAAGAUGGACUCGAAGAAAAUGAGAAUAAGAACAUGGAGAAAACAGAAAAUGUGUCUCAGGCUCAGGAAAGUAAUGAGCAGCAGUCACCAGCUAGUGACAAGUAUCCGGCUCCUUCAACCCCUCAAUUGAAACAAGGAGAGAGACUGCUGGAUGAUGGAGAUUGCCAAGACCAUAUUAACUGUUUAAUAGAAAAGGAGAGUGUGGAGCAAGAGGGAGAUUCUAAAUCCGUUGAAACUACUUGUGCCAUGUCUGAAGAAACUCUACAGGCAGGGGAUCCUCAGAGCUUUACAGAGACUGUGAUCAAAGAGGAGGAUGACUCAACUGAUGGUGUCAAGAGUGAGAAUAACAUGUGUCCCAAUUCACAAAAUAAAGACACUCUCAACCAUUCAAAUGGUUGUGCUGAAAAAGCUUCUAGCCUUCAUAAUUCCCAUGGGACUAGAGCUAAUAGAAAGAAGAUGAAGGUAGACUGGACACCAGAGCUUCACAGAAAGUUUGUGCAGGCAGUGGAAAAACUAGGUGUAGAUCAAGCGAUUCCUUCAAGAAUAUUAGAGGUAAUGAAAGUGGAAGGCUUGACGAGGCAUAAUGUAGCAAGUCAUCUGCAGAAAUAUCGAAUGCACAGGAGACAUAUUUUGCCCAAGGAAGAUGAACGGCAGUGGACGCAGCAUAGAGAUCAAGUACAAAGGAGUUACUAUCCACAUAAACCUAUCAUGGCGUAUCCUCCAUAUCAUUCUAACCAUGCUCUCCCACCUGGUCCGGUCUAUCCUAUGUGGGGAGCAACAGGUAGUCACACAGCUGGGGUGCAUAUGUGGGGCCCCCCCGGCUACUCCCCAUGGCCCCCGACAGAAAGUUGUCAUUGGAAGCCUUAUCCAGGGAUGCAUGCAGAUGCGUGGGGUUGCCCUGUGAUGCCACCACAUAAUCCUUAUUCUACCAUUCCUCAUUAUGCAUCUGGGUUUCAGAGUGCCAGCAUGGUCAAUAACAGCUGUGGUAUGCCACAAAAACUGUUUGACCUACAGCCGGCCGAGGAGGUUAUCGACAAGGUAGUGAAAGAGGCAAUCAACAAGCCAUGGCUACCUUUGCCCUUGGGCCUCAAGCCCCCGUCUGCCGAUAGCGUCCUAGCAGAGCUCUCCAGGCAAGGCGUCUCAUCAAUUCCUCCCCGCAUUAAUGGCUCUAAUUCCUUCUAAUGUGGGUGGUGCCAUUUCAUCAGAUUAUGCUAAAGCCGAUUCCAGUUCUCCUGGUCCUUCAUCAAUCGAAGAUAGACUCUACCAAUCAUAACAAAUUUUUCGACCUAUAUAAUUUGACACGUACACAGCAAAUUCUCAAGUGGCUUGAGACCAUCAAUCUUCAACAGACAAGUCACGUGUCUUUGAAGUGCAUGCGCAGGAGCUGACAUCAGGCCACAUAGUCAGAAAGGUCUCACCGAUCCCGUCAAUGGCACAGUAAGCAGUCAUGUCCGUAGAGGCAGCUUAAACGGCUAUGAAAGAGCCAUGUAGAUCCACCAUGCACCUCAUGUCAAAUUUGUGGUUGUGAAUGGAUCAUCCUAAGAAAGGGCGCGUUGCCCUUCCGGGUGUUCUGUUUUUUUGUAGAUAAAAAGCCUGAGAGCUUUGAUCCAGGAGUAGCUGAUGGGGUCCUUGUUUGGUGCUGUAAUAAUGGGAAAUGAGGGUGAUAGAGAUAUUGCUCUGUGCUCCAUGGACUUUUCAAUAAAGUUGAGAACUUGACAUGGAA
This is a messenger RNA of Populus trichocarpa (black cottonwood), 2533 nucleotides long. RefSeq names its product two-component response regulator-like APRR2. Gene Ontology annotation, biological process: positive regulation of DNA-templated transcription; phosphorelay signal transduction system. The transcript is spliced from 12 exons. Gene Ontology annotation, cellular component: nucleus. The coding region runs from base 331 to 1992 and encodes 553 amino acids. Gene Ontology annotation, molecular function: DNA-binding transcription factor activity; transcription cis-regulatory region binding. NCBI's taxonomy places the organism in Eukaryota, Viridiplantae, Streptophyta, Magnoliopsida, Malpighiales, Salicaceae. The record is from RefSeq and is a predicted model, not a curated record.